Molecule: messenger RNA, 4169 nt
Organism: Seriola dumerili (greater amberjack)
Lineage: Eukaryota; Metazoa; Chordata; Actinopteri; Carangiformes; Carangidae
Gene: usp45
Product: ubiquitin specific peptidase 45
Exons: 18
Coding region: 294-2732 (812 amino acids)
Biological process (GO): protein deubiquitination
Cellular component (GO): cytosol; nucleus
Molecular function (GO): zinc ion binding; cysteine-type deubiquitinase activity; cysteine-type endopeptidase activity
Source: RefSeq, a predicted model, not a curated record
ACAUGUUGACUAGUGUUGCUAGUUGUUGCUAACGAAAGCUUGACAACAUUUAAGAAAGUCAGGCGCAAAAACGAAGAGCUAUUAAGACAUUGAUCUGUUGUUGUCGCUACAUUACUUUGAAAUGUCUUAAUAUCGCCGUGUAUUGUUGGAUAUACACACCUGUUAAUGUUUUAUUUAUUCUGACAAGCUAAUGUAGCUAGCCUGUUUGCUAGCCAGGAAGAGUUGACAUCUCACUGUUGGCUUCAGGUUAGCUAACACAGUGAACAUAGGAGCUGAAAUAAAGAGAGCUCCAGAUGCGGCUAAAGGACCCUUUCUAUUUGAAAGCCGCAGACAUGACUAAGCGGACUAAUAAACCGAGGAAACCUCGAGAUGAAGAGUCAUCAGAUGAAGUCAGUGGGUUGACUUGCCAGCAUGUGAGUAAGGCAGUGGACCUGAGCUCAGUGAAGAAGUCAGUGCUUUCCAGCGUGUGGUUGGUGUGCUCAGAGUGUCUAAAGGAGAGGACCAUGAUCGAUGGCGAGCCAGCAGCAUCACAUGACAUCCUGGUGUGUUUAAAGUGUGGUUUCCAGGGCUGUAACCAGUUGGGGAUCCAGCAUGCUGUCAAGCACUACCACACUUUCCAUCCAGAGUCUCACUGCAUCACCAUUAGCUUGAGCACAUGGAAGGCCUGGUGUUUUGAAUGUAAUGAGGAGCUCUCCACUCACUGCAACAAGAAGGCUUUGGCUCAGACCCUGGACUUUUUACAAAAGCACUCUGUCAAGGCAACAUCAGCAGCAUCACCCAAGAUCAUCAAGCUGCGGGAAGAUCCAUCAGAUUAUAGUGAGCCACCUAGAGGCAAGAGUCCAGUCAUCAACAGCACUUUGGUUCCUGUCAAAGGCAUCAGUAACCUUGGUAACACCUGCUUCUUCAAUGCUGUCAUGCAGAACUUGUCACAGACACACAUGCUCAUUGAGCUUAUCCAGGAAGUGAAAGAGAAGGGGUACAAACUGAGGAUCUGCCCCCCUGUCGAGACCAAUCUGAGUCCACUGAUGGUAACACUGCCCAGUCCGGAGCCCCUGACUGCAGCCAUGUUUCUCUUCCUCCAGAGCAUGAAAGAACAAGGGAAGGGCCCAAUCAAUCCCAAGAUCCUUUUCAGUCAACUCUGCCAGAAAGCUCCGCGCUUCAAGGGCUACCAACAACAAGACAGCCAGGAGCUUCUGCACUACUUACUGGACUCCAUACGAGUAGAAGAAACUAAAAGGGUGAAAGCUGGCAUUCUGAAAGCUUUCAACAAUCCCACAGAGAAGACGGCGGACGAGGAGACAAAACGCCAAGUCAAAGCGUACGGAAAGGAAGGUGUGAAGAUGAACUUCGUUGACCGCAUCUUUGUAGGCGAGCUGACCAACACAAUUAUGUGUGAAGAAUGUGAGCAUAUCUCCACAGUAAAGGAGGCUUUCAUAGAUAUCUCUUUACCCAUCAUAGAGGAGAGGAUGUCAAAACCAUCCAAUCCUGGGAGGCUGGGCAAAGGCAGCAGGGAGCAGGACGCCCACGCAGCUCACACUGACCAGGUUCUUUCUGCAGCGCACUCUGUCAACAGAAACACCAGGAAGCUGAGUGGACAGAAGCAACAGAGCAGGAGGGCUUCAAGCUCUGUGGAGGAGAAGGGAGCAGGCUGUGGUGCGGAGCGACCAGAAGAGGAGGGGGUAGCUAGUGGAUCAGCUCGUGGUGUUACAGUUUGCAAGAUGGCCGCUGCGGGCAGCCUAUCAGAUGGCAGUGAAAGAGACUCAGGUGCUCAGGACAGCAGCAAUGACGCUGACAGUGAAGCCUCAGAGAGUGAGUGGGCCCCACGCACCCCCUCCUCCAGCCAUGGGCACGGGCACGGGCACAUGUCCACUCCAUCGUCAGCGUCCACCCUCACUCCAUCUCCUACACCUGUCUCUGCCUCUUCCCCCUCCUCAUCAUCCUCCACAAGGCAUGGUGGCGCCGUAGAGCAGCUAGUUUCUGCAGUGUCUAAAGUCAACCUGGGCUUCAGUUCUGGGGACUGCUUGCCUUCCACGCACUGUUCUCCAGAGGAGCAGGGAGAAGCACAGCCAAGAGAUAACCUCCACCAUCAGCACCACCAGGGAGCCUUCCAGGCGCUGUCCCACAGUUACACACCCAGCUCCAAGGAGUGCUCCAUCCAGUCCUGCCUCCACCAGUUCACCUCUGUGGAACUGCUGAUGGGCAACAACAAGCUACUGUGUGAGAGCUGCACUGAACGCAGACAGAAACAGCUGCGCAAGAGCAGCUCAGCUGAUAAGAAGGUGGAGAAGAUUUACACCAGUGCCAGGAAGCAAAUGCUGAUAUCCUCGCUGCCUCCAGUCAUCACAUUGCAUCUUAAACGCUUCCACCAGGCAGGGAUGAACUUACGAAAGGUGAACCGCCAUGUUGACUUUCCACUGAUCUUGGAUCUGGCUCCAUUCUGUUCAGCCUCCUGCAAGAACCUGGCAGCCGGUGAGCGUGUCCUCUACAGUCUGUAUGGGAUUGUCGAACAUAGUGGCUCAAUGCGGGGAGGCCACUACACUGCUUAUGUAAAAGUGCGAGCUCCCCAGAGGAAAACAGAACAGCACCACAGGAACCUGUCAGGUGCGCGGGAGGCCAGCAGCAGCUCCCAGGGCCAGUGGGUGUACGUCAGCGAUACUACUGUUCAGACAGUACCAGAGUCAAGGGUACUCAACUCUCAGGCAUACCUGCUCUUUUAUGAGGAAAUUCUGUAAUGUAACCAGCGAACGUAGUUUUCCCUAGAAAUUUUUCCCUUUGUAUUGUUUUUGGUGCAGACUGUACAACUCCUCUUACUGUAUCUGUGAGUGUGUGGAGGGAAGAAAAGGGAAAGACUUCACUGUACACUCACUUUUCAUACAUGAGAAGAAUGGCCAUUGUGUUAUGUCCAUGCAAACUCUUAAAUCUAAAUCUAAAAUGGGCACUUCUAAAUAUCUUCGAUACAUAAAAGAUUAACAUCAGACAUUGAAGUCAUCAUUUUCUGCUUUGAUAGAGUCAUUCAUGUUUCUAUUAUAAAAAUCCUACCCUUUAAAAAGAGGUCGAGUGAAAAGAGUGUUAUUGAACCUGAGCUGUUCUGAAUUUAUUGUCUAUCUCCGUCACGACCACGUGCCUGGGAUUUAAACUGCAUGAAGGAGUUUGUUACAGUAACUAACAGGAAAUAAGCAGAGUUAUUGCAUGUUAAGCUGACUAGUUGAUGUCAAUACCGUAUGUAUGUGUGUGUCUGUGCACAUACACACGUGUGAGUGAGUGAGUGAGUGAGAGACAGGAGAAUGUAGUUUUAAGGUGUUGUGUGUACCAUUUUCAUAUCAGUAAACAACUGCCAGAUUAAAUUGGCAUAGUUGUUAUAAUUAACGUAAUAAUUCAGGAACAUCAUACAGAAGACUGGCUCCUCUGUCAGCGCACUACACAAAAGACUUGACCUUGUUUGGCACUGACUUAGUCGUGCUGAGAAAUGCGUUUGACUGUUUCUGGUAAUGGCAGAUGAUAGACGGUAGGAAACUGCAGCAGAACAAUGAAUUCAGACAUGUUUGUCCUUUUUACUGAGGACAUUUGAGCAUGAGUCAUGACAGAGUUUAUGGGAAAUAUGGUCACACAUCUGAGAGACUCUAGCGCUAAUAAUCCCAAUGCUGUUGAAUAGUGGCGAGUUAUUGUUUCAGCCUCGGCCCCUGUUUGUUUAUGAUAAUAAUACAAACCAAAUUAUCAGAUCUUACAGCAGUUUACAUCGACACACUGAUGGAAAUUGCUGCACACAGCACCUUUAAAGAGUAGCACAAAACAGUUAACAACAGUUGUUUUUUUUUUUUACAUCAGAAUGUAUAAAUGUAAUACUGUCAGUUACAUUUGCCAAAGAUGAGUUUUGCAGCUGCAUGUCAGAGCAGAAAAUCAGAACCAAACAUCAUACAGAGUUUAUUUAAUAUUUGUUCUUUCAAGGUCAUCAGUAUGGUUCUCAAGUGCUGUUGCACAAACGAUGUAAAUCAGCCCAACAAAGCACCUUGUUUGCCUUUCAUUGUAUUUCAGCUCUACUAUAACUCUGUAGGCGCUCACACAAAACCGUGAAGACGUUUGAGGAAGAGUCGACGCUACAGGACUGACUUUUUAUUCCCUAAUAUUAUCAAUAAGGUCCAGCAAAUAAGAAAACUAUUUAAAAAAAAAAA